AUGCUAACGACUAUCUUCUUCUUCUUCUUCUUCUUCUUCUUCUUCUUCUUCUUCUUCUUCUUCUUCUUUAUCUACCGUGCCCCACUCAGGAGGCUAUUUAUUGUUAAAUCCCUAUUUGCCCGUCCUGUCAUGACAACAAUGCCGUUUGCUCUAACUGGGGGGUUAUUUAAUGGUUUUCCAUUAUUCCUUAUUCGUGUCCCAACAGCCAAGAUGGAUUCUGCGAUAUCACUCUUAGUCGCGAACUGGUCAAAUAACCACACAUCCUUUCUUUCUUUCUUUCUUCUUCUUCUUCUUCUUCUUCUUGCCUCUUUUUCUACCACCUGUCAAUUCUUCUUCUUCUUCUUCUUCUCUUGCUUCUUCUUCUUUUUCUUCUUCUUCUUCAUCUCUUACUCUUUCUUUUUCGCUAAUUCUUCUUCCUCUUCUCCACCUCUUUCAUCGUCGUCCUCUACACUUUCGUCUUUUUCUACCCCUCCUUCUCCGCUAAUUCUUUUCUUCCUCUUCUCCAUCAUUCUUCAUCUAAUUCUUUUUCCUCUUCUAUCACUUUUACCUCUCCUUCUCUCCUUGUUUCAUCUCUGUGCUUCUUUCCUUCAUUCCGUUCUCAUGUCCGUCACAUCCAUUCAAAUUCUCUGUUCUUUCUUCAACUUUUAUUUCGGCUUCUUCUCUUUCUCUUUCUUCUGCAAUGAUUCCUUAAUUUUCUUCUCCAAUGUUUGUCACUCUUUUAUUCUUCGCUGCGUCUCUCGCAUACCUUUUCAUCAUCUUCAUUUCUUCUUCUUCUUCUUCUUCUUCUGGUUCGUCCCCAUCGACUUUUCUAUCACCAUUUUCUUCAAUAUCUUCUUCAUUUUCUUCUUUCGCACCAGUUUCUUCAUCUUCUUCAUCAUUUUCUUCUUCAUCUUAUUUUCUUUCUUCAUCUUUCUCCUCCUCCUUAUGUUACUAUUCCUACUACUGCUACCAUUACUACUCAUACUACUAAUACUACUAAUAUUACUUAGUCAACAAGUUCUUAAUCGUCUCACUUGUUUCUUUUCCUUUUUCGGGUUUUUCCCUUUUCUUUCUUUUUUUUUUAUUCAGCCAUUUUUUUCUUCGUCUGAUCAUUUUUCUGCUUUUCUCUUUUUUCCUUUAUUUCGUCUUCAUGUUUUUCUUAUUUUCUUUCUCUCUUUCCUUGCAUUCUUAUCUCUUUCCUUUCCCUCUUUCAUUUUCCUUCCCAUCUAUUUCUUGUUUUUUUUAACUUGUUCUUCAUCGUCAUUCAUCCAUCUCAUCUUCAUUCUUUUUCUUAUUUUUCUCUCUUCUUUUUCCAUAUUUUCUUCUUCUUUCUUUCUUUUUACCUUCAUUUUCUUCUCCUUCCAUUUACUUUCUCUGUUUAUUUUCACUUUGUCUCACUUUUUCCCUUUUAUCAUAUUAAUUUCUUUCUCAUUUUCUUUCUCUCUUUCCCUGCUUUUUUAUCUCUUUCUUUUCCCUUUUUAUUUCACUUUAUCCUUCCUUACUUCCUUACUUCCCUCCUCCCUUCCUUCCAAUUACCUCACCCGCACUCAUCCACACACAUUGCUUAUUUCAGAGCUUAAAAUAUGA
Messenger RNA from Acanthosepion pharaonis, 1566 nucleotides. Lineage: Eukaryota; Metazoa; Mollusca; Cephalopoda; Sepiida; Sepiidae. The record is from the annotation of a GenBank genome assembly.